UCAUAAUUUUUUAGUUUGUUAUAAACUUGAGGGUUAAGCUCCACCUGGUAAAUUUGUUCAGACUGAAGACACUGGACAGGCUCCUGCACGUUCUUUCUUGACAGUCCAGAAGUUUCAGCAGCUUUUGUCUCCAGGUUGAAAGUCUCUCUCGUCACUGGAAAAUCUGGGUGCCAUUUCCCCAUCCUAUGCAUACCAGCAUGACUUUCUUUGCCUGUUGUUUUUUGGGGAACAUUCAUGCUGGCCAUUUUUGAUACUAUGUUUCCUGGUACUUGUAUUUCUAAGUUAGAAAGGCAUAUAGGCUGAUGACUUUCUGUGUCAUGUUUGUGUGUGAACCACAUAGGCAGCUCUACAUAGGCAGCUCUUCGGGACUGUGCUUGAACUCAGUGGAUCCUUGAACCCAUGGCUCUUCCCCUUGCUCUAGACAAGAGAUCACUUUAGGUUUGUGGAGCACAAAUACAGCUAGAGAGAUUGACAGUCUCAUAGUUUUCCUGCAUCACUUCAGUAGAGGAUCUUCUGCUUGGGAUCUAGUAACUUCCAUUCUUCCUGGAAAAAUACAUGGCUACUUCUUCAAAUGCCAACAAGCUCUGGGACUCUGGCAAGACGAGCUCAGGUGCCACUGUCCAGUCUUUGGUGGUGAUCUGUUCAGGAAAGACUAGAUCUACCGAGCCGGCAUAGCUCUCUCACACACAGGCUGUCUGUUAAUGAGUAUUUCUGCUCAGCUGUUGUAGAACCUGGUAUGUAUUCCAAAAUUCUUCAUCCUGGGAGCUGCCCACUGGAUGGGACACUGCUGGCUUCAGUUUGAAGCCUGGGGCCUCUGCUGUUUCUUCCAAGAGCACUGACUCCUUUCCCAGCUCAUGGACUGCAACAGUCAUCAUUCUGCCUUGGAACAGUUUGCUCCUGUGUUGGACAGCUCUGAGAAGCCCGUAACCAGGACAGUUGCUCAUUCCACACUUAAAGCCCUCCUAACACCCAACCUGUCAUCCAUUCUUCUCAUCCCAAAGCUUAUCCAGAAGGCAAGGAGAUACCACAGACACAGUAAGUCCCCAAAUCUAAAUCUCUUCCAUCCUCAAAGUUAGACUAUAUACGGAGACCUGUGGAAACCAGGAGCCUGAAGGUAGGCAAGAUAAUACAUAUCAAGGGUUGCUGUACAUUACAUGUUUUAAGGAAUACAAGAGGAUGAAACCAGUCAUCGGGCCUGGUCUGAGUUUUUCUAAAACCAGCCCAGUCUCUCCCUGGGUGUAGUGCCUAAUCAGGAGUGCCAAUAUUCUCAGGAGAAAAGUCAGAACAAGUCCUAAUUCCUGUAGGUAGCCUUCUGACAUGUUUCUAGAAGUCAACUGGUAUGAAGGAUGACUAACCAACUGUGACAUGGAGACAAAAGGUCUGAAAUCUACCCCAUGUCAUACUGGCUUCCUAGGGACACCAGAACAGAGGCCCCCAAAUUCCCUGAGCAGCAAUCCUUCUGUCCUCAGCAGGAUUCUGCUGGCAGGCCCUAGUCAAGAAAUGGGAACCAAAAAAUUUCUGCAUCUCCAGAGGAAACACCCAUGACUCACUAGGAGGGCUAGGGAUAUCAGAGGAAUGAUCUUUUCUUGGGCUUUGAGUAUGGGGUGUUUGGUACACUCUGGGUUCUUCUGGGAUUUUUGCUGAUGUAGAGAAAUAUAACUGAUAAGGACUCAGAGCUCUGUGGGGGCAAAUAUAUAGAUAUUUUCAUACAAAACCCAAAUCUUGUAAUUUAGACUUUUCUUCACCCUUAGAGAACCCCGAUUGAGGAUUUUUAAAUGACUAUUAAAUACAACUUUGAGAGACCAGCUGCAUGAGAGUUCUGCACAUCAUCACAGAGCAGGUUCAGCUGUUGAAGUCAGCUGGGUGCCUCAGCCCUCAACAGCUGCAGUUCAUAUUCAGCAACAUUCCCUUGCUUACUGACCUCAGCUAGAAGCUUUUGGAGAGCCAGCAGAACUUCCAAGCUCUAACUCAUGUCGGGUUUGGAAGGGCUGCCCUGUACAUUCCAAGUUUUAAGGAGUAUAAGAGGAUGAAACGAGUCAUCAGGCCUGGACUGUUUUCUAAAAUUGCAGUUCCCUGCACACAAUGUACCCCUUCUCUGAUUGUUUUCUCCCCUAAGCAUUUUGCCAUCAACCAUAUUAUUUAUUUUCUCUCCUCACUAAAUUAUUAUUCCAAAAAGGCAAGCAUUUUUGCCUCUUGAUCUCAGCUAUAUCUCCAGGUCAAAGAACAGUAUACAGUAAUUGCAGGGGACUGCAAUUUUAGAUGGGUAGCUAGCAAAGGCCUUACUGAGCUUAUGUGAACUUCCAAGCGUUAUGUAAGCAUUAAGGUGAGGGUACACAGUGGGCUAGCGAGCUGAGUGCCUGGCACACACUAAGACUCAAUAAAUUCAAACUAAUACUCUUACUGUCAAGAGAGGGCCUGAUCACGGGAGCUAGUUGCUUUUACCGCCUUUCCUUAGGGGCUUAAAGAGAGGAUGCAUGAUUUCGGUGACUUUUACUGGAGCUCCUCACUGACUCCCAUUCCAAGACACGAACUUUCAAAUCCCACCCAUUGCUUAAAGCCCAAAUGAAGCGCCACUUCCUAAGAGGCACUUUCCUAGUAUUCACUAUUCUCUCUCUCUCACUUAUGUCCUUAGAGGCUUCUUUGAUCUAGCCCAAGUUCCAUUACUAAGUCGCUAUUUGUCUUUGGGCAAGUCACCUUAAUCUGGUUCUUAUUUUUCAUCAGUAAAAUUAAACGGUUAUAUUAGAUUUACCUUCUGGCUCUAAUAUUUUAUGACUCUAAGAGCAAGCCCCAAAUCCCCACUCUUCUCACUGCUCAUUCAACAAUCCUAACGGCAGCUGGUGCCCGCUGUACAGGGGUCUCCGCAAAAGCCCAAGCCAUAAUCGGGGUCAGUCACGCCCAACGAUACCGAGGAACUGCAGGUAUCCGACCCGGCCCACCUUACGACAACACCUAACCUUUCCCAGAACGCCCGCCCUUCCAGCAUUUCCGGCUCUUCCCCCGAUCUUCUUCCGGAACACUAGCUCGGGUCUGACUCCGCCCCUCCUGCACUCUUCAGAGUCCAUUGGCUGUUUCUUUGAGGAAGCGGAGCAUUUCCUGGCGUUGAUUGGUUUCCGUCACUCUUGAGGGAGUUAGUUACAAACAAGGCGUGUCUGGUCUCCCUGGUAACGCUUUGCCGAUAGCCCUGAUUGGUCCAUGUCCUAAUCCCAUCUUCCGUCCCGACCGCGAAUGGUUGAGUCCCUUGGCGGGGCGCGCCAGUGGUAGGUGUCGCGUUCGGGAUUCCUGAGCUGACGUGGCUUAAAUUUGGGAGGAGGGGGGCAACUGGAGCCUCUUCCCGUAGCCUCUUCCAGAACUUAGGCCUUUAGAUCUGUGGAGAUUCCUACACUCUGGAAAUUGUACUCUCAAGGGCAGUUCAGCACAUUCCUCUGUCCUCUGCAUUUCCUGCAAAUUGGCAGCUGGAUCCAGAGGCCUCGCCAGACUGGGGUUUGACCUUUUGAAAUGCUGAGCCGAUUGUCAGGAUUAGCAAAUGUUGUUUUGCAUGAAUUAUCAGGAGAUGAUACUGAUGAGAAUAUGAGGGCUUCCUUAGACUCUGAAUUACCCCAAGAGUCUGACAUGGAAUUUAAUGAUAAAACACAAGAGGAUGUUGUGGAGCGCCUGUCUUAUGCAGAGCAGUUGGUGGUGGAGCUAAAAGAAAUCAUCAGACAGAAGGAUAUUGAACUGAAGCAGAAAGAUGAAGUUCUACAGGAAGAAAGAAAAGCUGCCGAUAAUAAAAUAAAAAAACUAAAACUUCAUGCUAAGGCCAAAUUAACUUCUUUGAAUAAACACAUAGAAGAAAUGAAGGCACAAGGAGGGACUGCUCUGCCUGUGGAACCUCAGUCAGAGGAGCAACUCUCCAAGCAUGACAAGAGUUCUACAGAGGAAGAAGUGGAAGUAGAAAAGAUAAAGCAUAAACUUCAGGAGAAAGAGGAACUAAUUAGCAGCCUGCAAGCCCAGCUCACCCAGGCACAGGCAGAGCAAGCUAUACAGUUUGAUAAGAGUUCGACAGAGAUGGAAGAAUUUUCAAUGAUGAAGCAACAGCUCCAAGAGAAGGAGGAACUCAUUAACUCUCUGCAAACCCAGCUCAGCCAGACACAGGCAGAGCAAGCUGCUCAGUUGAGUUCCAUGCAGCAGGUGGUCCGAGAGAAAGAUGCCCGCUUUGAAACACAGGUUCGUCUUCAUGAAGAUGAGCUUCUUCAGUUAGUAACCCAGGCAGAUGUGGAAACAGAGAUGCAACAGAAACUGAGGAUGCUGCAGCGGAAGCUUGAAGAGCAUGAAGAAGCCUUGCUGGGCCGGGCUCAGGUCGUGGACUUGCUGCAACAAGAGCUGACUGCUGCCGAACAGAGAAACCAGAUUCUCUCUGAGCAGUUACAGCAGAUGGAAGCUGAGCGUAAUACUUUAAGGAACACUGUGGAAACAGAAAGACAGGAGUCCAAGAUUCUGAUGGAAAAGAUGGAACUUGAAGUGGCAGAGAGAAAAUUAUCCUUUCAUAGCCUGCAGGAAGAAAUGCAUCAUCUACUGGAACAGCUUGAGCAAGCAGGUCAAGCUCAGGCUGAACUGCAGUCCCGGUUCAGUGCUUUGGAGCAGAAGCACAAAGCAGAAAUGGAAGAGAAGACCUCUCACAUUUUGAGUCUCCAGAAGACUGAGCAAGACCUGCACUCUGCCUGUGAUGCUCUCAACGAUGAAAAUUCAAAGCUUCUCCAAGAGAAGAGCGAACAGGCAGUUCAUUCAGCCCAGACCAUUCAGCAGCUGGAAGAUCAACUCCUGCAAAAAUCCAAAGAAAUUAGCCAAUUGCUAAAUAAACCAACCUUGCAAAAAGAUGAAACAGCAUGUCAGACUUCUUUUCCAGAUGUUUCUAACGAAUGCGCACAGGUAGUCACUGAGGAGAAUAUUGCCUUUUUGCAGAAGAGAGUGAUAGAGCUAGAGAAUGAAAAGGGAGCCUUACUCCUUAGUUUUAUAGAGCUGGAAGAACUGAAAGCUGAGAAUGAAAAAUUAUCUUCUAAGAUUACUCUCCUGGAGGCUCAGAAUAGAACUGGAGAGGCAGAUAGAGAAAUAAGUGAGAUCAGCAUGGUCGAUACUACCAGGCUCAACAAGAGCAGCUCUUCUGCUGAGGAAAGUGGACAAGAUGUUCUAGAGAAUACAUUUUUUCAGAAACAUAAAGAACUGUCAGUUUUAUUGUUGGAAAUGAAAGAAGCUCAAGAGGAGAUUGCAUUUCUUAAGCUGCAGCUCCAGGGCAAAAGGGAUGAGGGGGACCCUGAUGUCCUUGACGACAAAGAAAUGAAACAGAUAGAGGGUGAAGGAAUACCUCCAGUCAGGAUGAAAAAAUUGCAUGAAGAUACAGGGCAGCAUUUUCCUCCAAUAUCAAAUGAAGAGAGCAGUCUUCCAACAACUGAAAAAGAAGAGAAGAUGAGCACUGAACAUCAAAAUAGAACAUCUGAGGAAAUAUCUUUAAGUGACACUGGAAUGGAAUUGAAAUUAGCAAAGCAGGAUGAUGUUGAUAAACCCCCUUAUGCUGUACCAGGUAUUUGUCAGUGUCACCAGGAUGAAUUGGAAAGGCUAAAAAGUCAAAUUUUGGAGCUUGAGAUAAACUUACGUAAAGCAGAAGAAACCUAUGAGAAAAAUUUAGAUGAUAAAGCAAAGGAAAUAAACAGCCUAACCCAGCAGAUUGAAGAUUUUAAGAAAAAUGCUGAAGACACCAACAGUGCAUUCGCUGCUUUGUCUGAAGAAAGAGACCAGCUUCUCUCUCAGGUGAAGGAACUUGGUGUAGUAACGGAACUGAGGGCUCAGGUACAGCAACUGAAAGUGAACCUUGCAGAAGCAGAAAGGCAAAGAAGGCUUGACUAUGAAAGUCAGACUAAUCAACACAACUUGCUUACUGAACAGAUCCACAGUCUCAGCAUAGAAGCCAAAUCAAAAGAUGUGAAAAUUGAAGUUUUACAGAAUGAACUGGAUGGUGUGCAGCUUCAGUUCUCUGAGCAGAGUACACUGAUGAAAAGCCUGCAAAACCAGCUGCAGAAGAAGGAAAGUGAAGUGCUUGAGGGGGCAGAACGUGUGAGGGAUAUCUCAAAUAGGAUGGAAGAGCUUAAACAGACUCUUUCACAGAAGGAGCUGGAAAUAGCAAAAAUGGAUCAACUCUUACUAGAGAAAAAGAAAGAUGUGGAAACCCUUCAACAAACGGUCGAGGACAAGGAUCAGCAAGUGACAGAAAUCAGCUUAAGUAUGACGGAGAAAAUGGUUCAGCUUAAUGAAGAGAAGUUUUCUCUUGGGGUUGAAAUUAAGACUCUUAAAGAACAGCUGAAUGUAUUAUCCAGAGCUGAAGAGGCAAAAAAAGAGCAAGUAGAAGAAGAUAAAGAAGUUGUUUCUGGCCUUAAACAGACUUACGAUGAAUUGAGCUCGGCAGGGCUAAUAAAUAAAGACCUUCAGCAUGAAUUGGACCUUGUAAAGAAAGAAAGUGAGCAGAGAAAAAGAAAGCUCCAGGCAGCUCUUAUUAACAGAAAGGAACUUCUACAGAGAGUCAGUAAAUUAGAAGAGGAAUUGGCCAAAGUGAAAGACGAAUCCGGAAAAGAGAUUCCAAUCAAUGGGAGUGAGAGGAGAGAAAUGGAGGAAGAUAAAGAAAGUAAAGAAGACUCAGAAAAAUGUGUGACUUCUAAAUACCAAGAAAUAGAAAUUUCUUUAAAACAGACAAUAUAUGAGAAAGAAGUGGAACUAGAGCAUUUAAGGAAGGAUUUGGAAGAAAAGGCAGCAGCUGAAGAAGAGUUACAAGCUGUGCUCAAAGAGAUGAAUCAGAACUUGCAAGAGAAAGCAAACCAAAUAGAUGUGCUCCAAGCAGAAAUCAUUGAAAACCAAGCAAUUAUCCAAAAGUUAACCACAGGUAAUAAGGAUGCAGGUGGUGGAGAUGCCGCAGCACCUGGAAAAGAAAUAGUGAUGAGCAGCCCACCUGAUGCAGGUGCUGUAGAACACUGGAAAGCAGAGCUGGAAGAAAAGAUAAUGGACCUUGAAAAAGAAAAGGAGCAACUUCAAAAGAAGCUACAGGAAGUGGUAACCUCCCGCAAGGUGAUUCUAAAAAAGGCACAGGAGAAAGAAAGACAUCUUAGGGAGGAGCUAAAGCAACAGAAAGAUGACUAUAAUCGCUUGCAAGAACAGUUUGAUGAGCAAAACAAGGAAAAUGAAAACAUUGGAGACCAGCUAAGGCAACUCCAGAUUCAAAUACGGGAGCCUGUAGACAGAAAGCUUCUAGACACUGAGCAGCAGUUACGAGGCUCUGCCACUCAAGGUUUAGAAGACCCUUUACUCAAAGCCACGGAGCAGCAACCUGCCCAGCCUGUUUCAGAGUCUAACUUGUGCCUAGACCGGGCUUCUCAUUCUGGAGACGCACAUGCUCUGCAGGGCAAUACUUCUAUUGCCCAGAUUAAGACCCAGCUCAAAGAAAUAGAGGCUGAGAAAGAGGAGUUAGAAUUGAGGGUUAAUUCUACCAUAAGUGAGCUUACUAAAAAAUCAGAAGAGGUAUCUCAAUUACAAGAGCAGAUAAAUAAACAGGGUUUCGAAAUCCAAAGUCUGAAGGCAGCGUCCCAAGAAGCCGAAGCCCGCGCAGAAAGCCUGAGGCAGAAAUUGGAAAGCAGCCAAGUAGAAAUCGCUGGAUUAAAACAUUUAAGAAACUUACAGCCUGAACUAGACGAACUGCAAAAACUCAUAAGCAAAAAGGAAGAAGAAGUUAGAUACCUUUCUGGACAGCUUAGCAAGAAAGAAGAAGCGCUUACUAAAGUACAAACAGAGAUGGUAGAACAAGAGGAUUUAAUUAAGGCUCUGCAUACACAGCUGGAAAUGCAGGCCAAAGAACAGGAUGAGAAGAUAAAGCAGUUACAGGAGGAACUUUGUGAGAUGAAGCAAAGACCAGAAGAGAUGGGAGAAGAAAAUAAAGCAAAGCAACAAAUACAGAGGAAACUGCAGGCUGCCCUCAUUUCCCGAAAAGAAGUGCUAAAAGAAAACAAAGGUCUCCAAGAGGAGUUGUCUUUGGCCCGAGAUACCAUUGAACAUCUCACUACAUCUCUGGCAGAUGUGGAAAGGCAAGUUUCUGCUCAAAAUAAAGAGCAAGAUACGUUCUUAGGCAAGUUAGCUCUUCUUCAGGAAGAAAGAGACAAACUCAUUACAGAAGUGGACAGAUCUUUAAUGGAAAAUCAGAGUCUCACUGGUUCUUGUGAAAGUCUGAAAUUGGCUCUGGAGGGUCUUACUGAAGACAAAGACAAGUUAGUGAAGGAAAUUGAAUCUUUGAAAUGUUCUAAGAUUGCGGAGAGCACUGAGUGGCAAGAGAAACACAAAGAGUUACAAAAAGAGUAUGAAGUUCUUCUGCAGUCCUAUGAGAAUGUUAGUAAUGAGGCAGAAAGGAUUCAGCAUGUGGUGGAAACCGUGAGGCAAGAGAAGCAAGAACUGUAUGGCAAGCUAAGAAGCACAGAAGCAAACAAGAAAGAAGUGGAAAAGCAGUUGCAGGAAGCCCAACAGGAAAUGGAGGAAAUGAAAGAAAAGAUGAGAAAGUUUGCUAAAUCUAAACAGCAGAAAAUCCUAGAGCUGGAAGAAGAGAAUGACCGGCUUAGAGCGGAAGUACACCCUGCAGAAGGCACAUCUAAAGUCUGUAUGGAAGAACUUCUUUCUUCCAAUUCCAACAUGAAGGAGGAACUGGAAAGGGUCCAAACAGAGUAUAAAACCCUUUCUGAAGUGUUUGAAGCCUUAAUGACUGAAAAAGACUCUCUAAGUGAAGAAGUUCAAAGUUUAAAACAUGAGAUAGAAGGUGGCAUGUCCAAACAAGCCAGCCUAGAGGCCACUGAGAAACAUGAUAAACAAAUGCACGUCACUGAAGAGGCAGCACAGCCUACCCCAGAUGAGGCUAACAAGCAAGACUCUUUGAGUAUGAGUGCAAGGCGUGAAUGUUCAGAAUCCAUUCUGCCAGAGACCAGUGUCAAGCCUGAUAUAGGUGAGAAUGUCAGCUCCAAUGAUGAAAUUAAUAAGUAUCUACAGCAGAUUGAUCAGCUCAAAGAAAGAAUUGCUGACUUAGAAGAAGAGAAACAGAAAGAAAAGGAAUUGAGCCAGAUUUUAGAAAAUGAGAGAAAUGCUUUACUGAGUCAAAUAUCAGCAAAGGAUGGUGAACUAAAAAUGCUUCAGGAUGAAGUAACCAAAAUAAACCUAUUAAAUCAGCAAACCCAAGAAGAACUUGCCAGAGUAACCAAGCUCAAGGAGACAGCCGAAGAAGAGAAAGAUGAUUUGGAAGAGAGGCUUAUGAAUCAAUUAGCAGAACUUAAUGGAAGCAUCGGGAAUUAUUAUCAGGAUGUUACAGAUGCCCAAAUAAAAAAUGAGCGACUGGAAUCUGAAAUGCAGAACCUUAAAAAAUGUGUGAGUGAAUUGGAAGAAGAAAAGCAGCAGUUGGUCAAGGAGAAAACUCAGGUGGAAACAGAAAUACGAAAGGAAUAUAUGGAGAAAAUACAAGGUGCCCAGAAAGGACCUAGUAAUAAGAGCCAUGCAAAGGAACUUCAGGAGCUGUUAAAAGAAAAGCAACAAGAAGUAAAGCAGCUGCAGAAGGACUGCAUCAGGUACCAAGAGAAAAUCAGUGCUCUGGAGAGAACUGUUAAAGCCCUAGAAUUUGUUCAGAGUGAGUCCCAGAAAGAUUUGGAGAUAACCAAAGAAAAUCUGGCUCAAGCCAAUGAACACCGCAAGAAGGCAGAAACAGAAUUAGCUAGCUUCAAAGUAGUGCUGGACGACACCCAAAGUGAAGCAGCAAGGGUCCUAGCGGACAAUCUCAAGUUGAAAAAGGAACUUCAGUCAAAUAAAGAAUCUGUUAAAAGCCAAAUGAAACAAAAGGAUGAAGAUCUUGAGCGAAGACUGGAGCAAGUAGAAGAGAAACACCUGAAAGAGAAGAAGAAUAUGCAGGAGAAGCUGGAUGCUUUACGCAGAGAGAAAGGUCACUUGGAAGAGACUUUUGGAGAGAUUCAGAUUACUCUGAACAAGAAAGACAAGGAAGUUAAGCAACUUCAGGAAAACCUGGACAGCACUGUAGCCCAGCUUGCAGCUUUCACGAAGAGCAUGUCUUCCCUCCAGGAUGAUCGGGACAGGGUGAUGGAUGAAGCCAAGAAAUGGGAGAGGAAGUUCAGUGAUGCCAUUCAAACCAAAGAAGAAGAAACUAGACUCAAAGAGGAGAACUGCAGUGUUCUAAAGGAUCAGCUUAGGCAGAUGUCCAUCCAUAUGGAGGAAAUGAAGAUCAAGAUUUCCAGACUUGAACAUGACAAACAGAUUUGGGAGUCCAAGGCCCAGACAGAGGUCCAGCUUCAACAGAAGGCCUGUGAUACUCUACAGGGGGAAAACAAAGAACUUCUGUCUCAGCUAGAAGAGACUCAACAUCUAUACCAUAAUUCUCAGAAUGAAUUAGCUAAAUUAGAAUCAGAACUUAAGAGUCUCAGAGACCAGUUGACUGAUUUAAAUAACUGUUUAGAAAACAGUAAGGAAAAUAAAGAACAUUUGGAAGGGAUCAUAAAGCAGCAAGAGGCUGAUAUCCAAAAUCGUAAGUUCAGUUAUGAACAGCUAGAGACUGAUCUUCAGGCCUCCAGAGAACUGACCAGUAGGCUGCAUGAAGAAAUAAACAUGAAAGAGCAGAAAAUUAUAAGCCUGCUCUCUGCCAAGGAACAGGCAAUCCAAGUAGCUGUUGCUGAACUGCAUCAGCAACAUGAUAAAGAAAUGAAGGAACUGGAAAACCUGUUGUCCCAGGAGGAAGAGGAGAAUGUUGUCUUAGAAGAGAACAAAAAGGCUGUUGACAAAACCAGUCGGCUCAUAGAAACACUGAAAUCUAUCAAAAAGGAAAAUAUGCAGCAGAAGGCUCAGUUGAAUUCCUUCGUUAAAUCCAUGUCUUCUCUCCAGGAUGACCGAGACCGCAUAGUAGGUGACUACCAGCAGCUGGAAGAGAGACAUCUCUCUGUAAUCUUGGAAAAAGACCAACUCAUCCAAGAGGCUGCUGCUGAGAAUAAUAGGCUUAAGGAAGAAAUGCGAUGCUUGAGAAGCCAUAUGGAUGAUCUUAAUUCCGAGAAUGCCAAGCUGGAUGCAGAACUGAUCCAAUAUAGAGAAGACCUGAACCAAGUGAUAACAAGAAAGGACUGUCAGCAAAAACAACUCCUUGAAGCUCAACUUAAGCAGAAUAAGGAGCUAAAAAAUGAAUGUGCUAAAUUGGAAGAAAAGCUGAAGGAGUCUGAAGAAGCAAAGGAGGAUAUGCAGAGGUCCUCUGCUGCCCUCCAGGACGAGAAACAAGGUUUAUCUAAAGAGAUUGAGAGCUUGAAAGUAUCUGUAUCUCAACUAAAGAGACAGUUGACAGCCUUGCAAGAAGAAGGUACAUUAGGACUAUUUCAGGCCCAAUUAAAAGUAAAAGAAGAAGAGGUACAGAGAUUAAAUACUACUCUUUCUUCCUCUCAAAAGAGAAUGACAGAACUAGAAGAGGAAUUGGUUCAUGUUCAGAUGGAAGCUGCGAAGAAAGUAGGCGAGAUUGAAGAUAAAAUGAAGAAAGAAUUAAAGCAUCUUCAUCAUGAUGCAGGGAUAAUGCGAAAUGAAACGGAAACAGCAGAAGAGAGGGUGGCAGAGCUAGCAAGAGAUCUGGUGGAGAUGGAGCAGAAAUUACUCAUGGUUACCAAAGAAAAUAAAGAUCUCACAGCACAAAUCCAGUCUUUUGGAAGGUCUAUGAGUUCCCUACAAAAUAGUAGAGAUCAUGCCAAUGAGGAGCUUGAUGAACUGAAAAGGAAAUAUGAUGCCAGUCUGAAGGAGUUGUCACAGCUCAAAGAAGAACAGGGCCCCUUGAGAGAGAGAGAGGUUCUUGUUUCUAAAGCUGCCUUUCCAGUGAAUUCCACUGAGGAGAACAGCUUGCCUCCCCUUGAGAAACUUAACCAGCAGCUUCUAUCAAAAGAUAAGCAACUGCUUCACUUGUCUUCACAGCUAGAAGAUUCUUACAACCAAGUGCAGUCCUUUUCCAAGGCUAUGGCCAGUCUACAGAGUGAGAGAGAUCACCUGUUGAAUGAACUGGAGAAAUUCCGCAAGAUAGAGGAAGGGAAGCAGAGGUCUGCAGCCCAGUCUGCAGCCAGUCCAGCUGAAGUACAGAGUUUAAAAAAAGCUAUGUCAUCACUCCAAAAUGACAGAGACCGACUACUGAAGGAAUUGAAGAAUCUGCAGCAGCAAUACUUACAGAUUAACCAAGAGAACACUGAGUUACGUCCACUGAAGGCUCAACUUCAGGAGUAUCAAGAUAAGACAAAAACAUUUCAGAUUAUUCAAGAAGAGCUCAGGCAGGAAAACAUCUCCUGGCAGCAUGAGCUGCAUCAGCUCAGGAUGGAGAAGGGUUCCUGGGAAAUUCACGAGAGGAGACUGAAGGAGCAGUACCUUGUGGCUCUCUCAGAUAAAGAUCAGCAGAUCAGUCAUCUGCAGAAUCUUAUGAGGGAAUUGAGAUCUUCCUCCCAGACUGAGACCCUCAAAGGACAGUACCAAAGACAGGCAUCCCCAGAGACAUCAGCUUCUCUCGAUGGGUCACAAAACCUGUCUUAUGAAACAGAAGUUCUGAGGACUCAGCUGAAUGACAGCUUAAAGGAAAUUCACCAAAAGGAAUUAAGAAUUCAGCAACUAAACAGCAAGUUUUCUCAGCUGCUCGAAGAGAAAAACACCCUUUCCGUUCAGCUCUGCGAUACCAGUCAGAGCCUUCGUGAGAACCAGCAGCACUACAGUGACCUUUUUAAUCACUGUGCAGCCUUGGAGAAGCAGGUUCAAGAGCUGCAAGUGGGGCCACUGAAUAUAGAUGUUGCUCCAGGGGCUCCCCAGGAAAAGAAUGGAGCUCACAGGAAGCCUGAUCCUGAAGAACUCAGGCAGCCACAACGAAGCUUUUCGGAAGCCCAGCAGCAGCUGUGCAACACUAAACAGGAGGUGAACGAGUUGAGGAAGCUGCUGGAAGAAGAACGAGACCAAAGAGUGGCUGCUGAGACUGCCCUCUCCGUGGCCGAGGAGCAGAUCCAGCGGUUGGAGCACGGUGACUGGGACUCCGCCCGGACUCCUAUCAUUGGCUCCUGUGGCACUCAGGAGCAGGCACUGCUAAUAGACCUUCCAGGCAACAGUUGUCGAAGGCCACGGAGUGGUGCUGGAUGGAAGCGGGUACUGCGUUCACUCUGUCAUUCCCGGACCCGAGUGCCACUGCUAGCGGCCGUCUACUUUCUAAUGGUUCAUGUCCUACUCAUUCUAUGUUUCACAGGCCAUCUAUAAACUUAGUUCUUACCUUUUGGACCACUCCUCUCAGAACUUGGAAUUCUCUCACCUCUGAAGUCAAAACCAUCAAUUCCAACGCAAUAGUCUUCCCACUUAUAGGUCCUCUCUCCAAGUCUACACAGAAAGUGCCUGCAAAACAGAUGUGGAUGUGAGCACAGGUUAGCACUGCAAGGACCAGCAAGUCUGCUUUCUUCUACUGCCCAGCACCGGAACACUUUUGCAUAAUCUGAGGAGGCCUCACGGUUGGUUGUUGAACUCAAGAUUUGUUCAGAUUUUGCAGGGCCCUGAUCUCUUGUGGUCCUGAAAGAUGCAGAGGCAUGUUUUUCAGCCUGGAUGGCGGUUUCAAUAAACCUAAUAAUCUGAAGUCCAGUAUCAUUUUAA
This is a messenger RNA of Hipposideros armiger (great roundleaf bat), 13680 nucleotides long. RefSeq names its product golgin B1 (gene GOLGB1). Bases 3496 to 13296 code for a protein of 3266 amino acids. The record is from RefSeq and is a predicted model, not a curated record. NCBI's taxonomy places the organism in Eukaryota, Metazoa, Chordata, Mammalia, Chiroptera, Hipposideridae. Gene Ontology annotation, cellular component: Golgi apparatus; endoplasmic reticulum-Golgi intermediate compartment; cis-Golgi network. The transcript is spliced from 23 exons.